Messenger RNA from Acanthoscelides obtectus, 512 nucleotides. NCBI's taxonomy places the organism in Eukaryota, Metazoa, Arthropoda, Insecta, Coleoptera, Chrysomelidae. The record is from the annotation of a GenBank genome assembly.
UUAUGACGGAGUUAGCUCCCAUGAUUAUAUGCAUUUGAUCAAUGAAUUCAAAUUCAAAUUUAACUCUAGCGUUUCAUUCAGUGUGAACGAUAGAAGCUUUCCUUUACAAGAGACGCUUACUGAGAUGGGUUUAUGCUACAGUUUCAACUCUGAGUUGGCAGCUUACAGUUCCUUGGAAUAUAUUCAAAGUGGAAAGCGUAGCUUGAUGCCUGGUAAUGAAAUAUUCAGCGUAAAUCCUUUGGAUGGAGAAGUUUAUGCCAAUUUGGUCAACAUAUCAAGUGGCUAUAAGGUACUACGUGAACCCAGUUGUGAUAAGCAUCGAUAAAGAUCACCUUUCCUGGAACGUCACCUUUCCCCCGAUCACCGUUUGCCCCUCCUCAAAAAUCAACACGACCAUGCUAGACGAAUUCGUCACUUACAGCACAAUCCAGAACAAGACACUACUCAAAGAGUUUCUCAUCAGAUUAGCCUACUCUGAUUUCACCAACUUCGAAACCAUUCCAUACUCCGAU